AUGUCGACAGAUAUCUACUUAAUUGCUUUCGCACUUCUUCUCGCUCUCGCUGGUCUGAAACGAUGGCGCAGCAACAGAUUGCCUCUACCUCCCGGGCCAAGGGGCUAUCCGAUAAUCGGCAAUCUGCUCGAUAUGCCCUCCGAACACCAGUGGGUAAAGUAUCAUGAAUGGUCGAAGAAGUAUAAUUCAGAUAUCAUUUAUCUGAAUGUUUUGGGGAGCCCAAUUGUCGUGCUCAACUCAUACAAAGCGGCGAAUGACCUCCUCGGCGUGCGUUCUGCGCUGUACUCCGACAGACCCCUGAGUACCAUGUUGAACGAGCUUCUAGGUUGGAAAACGCUGUUGAGUUUCCUACCAUACGGACAUGCAUGGCGUGCGCGCCGUCGCGCAUUUUGGCAAGAAUUCAAUUCAGAACGCUCAACAAAUCAUCGCCCUAAGCAGCUGUGGUACUCCCGUGAUCUCCUUCGGCGACUGCUAGAGGACCCGAAGCGCUUUCUUCAUCAUAUCGACUAUACUCUCUCAGCGACCAUCAUCGCAAUCGCAUACGGUGUAGACGUCCAGGGUGAGGACGAUCCCAAUGUCGAGCGCGCUGGGAAAGCCCUCGUAAACUUGAAGGACGCUGCAAUCUCCGGGAGCUUCAUGGUUGAUAUGCUUCCGUUCCUCAAGUAUAUCCCCGCAUGGAUGCCGGGGGCUGGGUUCAAGGCGUACGCAGAGCGGGCGCGACCCCAUACCACGGAUAUGAGAGAAGCUCCAUACCAACAGGGUUGUAGUCGCUUGCGCGAAGGGAAAGGCGAGCCGAGCAUUCUAUCUCGCAGCUUGGGCGGACACAGCAUCGACGGCCAUCCAGACGAAGAGUUGAUCAAGGACGUGACAUGGGUUGCGUAUACAGGGGGCGCAGAGACAUCGCCUCUAGUGAUCUACACAUUCAGGAAAGGCCAAGAGGAGCUCGAUGCCUAUCUUGGUGCACGACUCCCCGCGUUUGAGGAUAUACCACACCUACCGUAUGUCCGUGCCAUCAUGCUCGAGGUAUUGAGGUGGCAAUCGGUGCUGCCUUUAGGCAAGUGUUUAUCAUCAUUCUUGCCGUGGUCUAUUCCUGACGAUCGCCCUCUAGGCGCACCCCACCGACUCACGAUGGACGACGAGUAUAAGGGGUAUAUUAUACCCAAAGGGUCCACGAUCUUCGUCAACGUCUGGGCCCUCUUGAGAGACGAGGAAGUCUACUCCGAUCCUGGAACAUUCAAGCCAGAACGCUUCCUGAAGGACGGGGAAAUCGAUCCGAAGACUCUGGACCCCAUCCCCAACUUCGGAUUUGGGCGAAGGAUAUGUCCCGGCCGGUUCUUCGCUAUGGACUCCCUUGCGAUCUCCGUCGCGUCGAUCCUCUCCUGCUUUGAUAUCGCUAAAGCUAAGGAUGCUCGCGGUCGGGAUAUCGAGCAGGAUAUUCAGUGGGAAGGUGGAUUCACAAGGCACAUCAUCCCCUUCGAAUGCGCCAUUACCCCUCGCUCUGCUAAGGCUGCAAAACUAGUGCGUGACUCGGAGCUCAUGUGA
Messenger RNA from Pleurotus ostreatus (oyster mushroom), 1542 nucleotides. RefSeq lists its product as uncharacterized. Bases 1 to 1542 code for a protein of 513 amino acids. The transcript has 12 exons. NCBI's taxonomy places the organism in Eukaryota, Fungi, Basidiomycota, Agaricomycetes, Agaricales, Pleurotaceae. Gene Ontology annotation, molecular function: iron ion binding; monooxygenase activity; heme binding. The record is from RefSeq and is a predicted model, not a curated record.